This is a messenger RNA of Fusarium pseudograminearum CS3096, 1797 nucleotides long. It is a transcript of the gene TRI12, whose product is annotated as TRI12. The record is from RefSeq and is a predicted model, not a curated record. Lineage: Eukaryota; Fungi; Ascomycota; Sordariomycetes; Hypocreales; Nectriaceae. Gene Ontology annotation, biological process: transmembrane transport. Gene Ontology annotation, molecular function: transmembrane transporter activity. The transcript has 3 exons. Bases 1 to 1797 code for a protein of 598 amino acids.
AUGACUGCUACAGUUCCUAAGGAAGGUGUCGACCUUGAAUCUCAGCCAGGCGACAGGCUGCGAGCCCAAGCCCUCGCCACUACAGCCGCUGAGCUUCCAGAAGGAUAUUACACCUCACCUCGUGUGAUAGCUUCCUUCGCAGCAUUCUCUCUCAAUGUCUGCGCUACCUACUUUGUUCUUCAAGCAUCAGCCUCUGCUCUUCCCAACAUUCUCCAGGACAUUGGCCAGAGCGAUAAUCAAAGUCUCUUCUCGACUCUAUGGACGACUGGUCAAGCUGUCAGCAUCCUGGUGAUGGGUCGUGUUACGGAUAGAUUUGGGCGACGGCCAUUUGUCAUAGCUACUCAUAUCCUUGGCCUUGUUGGUGCUAUCGUUGGAUGCACAGCUAACAAAUUCAAUACCCUCCUGGCUGCCAUGACACUGCUCGGGGUUGCUGCUGGUCCAGCAGGUUCUAGCCCUCUAUUCAUUGGCGAACUGAUGAGUAACAAACACAAGUUCCUUGGUCUCCUCGCUGUAUCUGCCCCCAGCAUUGUCAUGACUGCUGGCCCCUACUUUGGUCAGCGUCUCAGCAUACAAAGCAGUUGGCGUUGGAUCUUUUACAUCUAUAUCAUCAUGAGUGCGGUUGCAACUCUACUUAUCGUUGUUUGGUACCACCCUCCGUCAUUUAGGCAACUUCAUGGAAAAAAGGCUCGCAAGAGGGACGAACUGGCAAAGCUUGACUGGAUAGGUAUCUUCCUUGUCACUGCCGGAGUAUCCCUCUUUCUCCUUGGUGUAUCCUGGGGAGGCAAGCCCAACAAUCCUUGGAAUUCUGGCAAGAUUAUCGGACUCAUGACAUCUGGCCUUGGCUCUCUCGUCGUGUUCGCCUUGUACGAGGUCUUUGGCAAGCCCGUGCAACCUAUGAUCCCGCCUGUCCUUUUCAAGGAUACUCGUGGCUUUGUCUGCAUCCUUCUCAUCAGCUCCAUCAUGGGCGCGAUGAAUCUUUGUCUGACUAUUAUUUACCCUCAGCAAGUCAUCAACAUCUUCGGGUCCAGUUUGAAGAACUGGCAAGAGACUGCAUGGAUGACAGCAACUGCCUCAUUCGGUACAUGGGCUGGAGUUAUAAUUCUGGGCAACGUGUUUCAUCUCAUCAGGCACAUCCGUUGGCAAAUACUCGUCGGGGCUAUGUGGCUCACAGCUUUCCUAGGAGCCAUGUCGUCUGUCAAUCGAGAUAACAAGAACGCAGCCAUCGCUUUGUCGUUCUUUUCCGGCUUUGUCGUCGGCUGGGCUCAGGACAUCACCAUGCUCAUGGUUCAGUUUAUCACGACAGAUGAAGAUUUAGGUGUAGCUUUCUCUGUUGUUGCUGCUUCCCGCCCCUUUUUUGGCUCCAUUUUCACCGCCGUCUUCAUAUCCCUCUAUAGCAACCAGUACCCAAAAGAAAUCGGAAGCCAUCUGACUUCAGCCAUGCGUGGUACGGACAUCCCACAAGCAUCAUUCCCCAGUCUUCUUGAGGCUGCCAAGACGGGACGGAUAGAUGCUGUCAAGGCUCUCCCCGGGAUGACGAACAGCACUACUACGGUGGUCAGCCAAGCUAUGGCAGAUAGCUACACAGCUUCAUACGCUAACGUCUACUACUUUGCCAUGGCGCUGGGAGUUAUUCCAAUUAUCGCCAGCCUCUGCAUGCGGGACUUUGAUCGAUACCUCACCGAUCAUGUUCCUCACCAGCUUUAUGAUAGAAAGAAAGCGGACAAAGAUGUACUUGAGGGAGAUUCCGAUACACCGUCAUCUCCAACCAUACAUUCAACUGUUGAGGUUAAGGAAUAA